This is a messenger RNA of Ceraceosorus bombacis, 485 nucleotides long. The record is from the annotation of a GenBank genome assembly. Lineage: Eukaryota; Fungi; Basidiomycota; Exobasidiomycetes; Ceraceosorales; Ceraceosoraceae.
AUGGCUGCCUGUUACUUGAGGGUGAGGAUCCGCUGCUUGAACAAGCAUCACUCAAGCUGACUGACGCAUGCCUGCCUUCCAAGCUCGAGAAUGGCAAGCGAGCCCUCGAAGCCUCUUCCAAAGCGCUCACGCACAAUGCAAACAACACCAAAGCAUCCUACCGACACGCGCUAGCUCAGAUAACCUUGAAGGAGCAUUACAAGGCUCAGGCUGAGCUACAAGUGUUGCUGAAGAAGAGCAACAUCUCCGCAAGCGAAAAGCCGCUGAUCGAAAGGGAGCUCAGUGAUUUGGAAAAGUUCCUCAAGGCAAAGCUGGAAAAGGAGAGAAAGGGACUCAAGGGAUUUUUGGGCGCUGGAUUGGGAAAUGGCCCCGCAGUUGCUAUUGAUCCCAACACGACAAAGCCAGAAGAAGAGGAGGAGGAGGAGGAAGGGCAGCAGCAGCAGCGACUGAGUGCGAAAGCGAAGGGCAAACAGAGAGCGCAAUGA